CUGUGAGGUCACUAUCAAUUUUGCCACAAAGUGACAUGUUGAGAAAGAGGAGACAUGCUUUACCCAGACCACAGACUGAAGCUGCUGCUGCUGAUGAUCUGGAUUAUAGUGAUACUUUUUAAUAAAACUGAUUCUACAGAGAACAAUGAUAUCUCUCAGCCUGACCCACUGAUCGCUGCUGAUGUUGGUGAUAACGUGACUCUGCGCUGCUUUACACUGGAAAAUGAUAUCUCUGGAUACAUCAUUUGGUAUCAGCAAAAAAUCGGACACGAGCCUCGCAUAAUAGUCGCAGUCCAACAUGAAUCCAGUUAUGAAAAUGAGUUCAAGCCACCGAAAUUCAACAUCAAUAAAGAAAAAAGGAAAUACCAUUUAAAAAUCGCUCACGUGGAACCAUCAGAUGAAGCCAUGUAUUACUGUGGAUAUAGAAAAUUUUUAACGAGGUUUGGAAAUGGAACAUUUUUAGCAGUCAGAGGUAAUGAAGAUGUAAAUGUCACAGUGAGGCAGCAUAGAGUGUUAGACCCGGUUCCUGCAGGAGCCUCAGUGACUCUGCAGUGCUCGGUUCUCUCUGAGAGCAGAGCAGCAGAACUCCAAGUGCUCUGGUUCAGAGCUGCUGCACCACAAUCCCAUCCUCAAAUCAUUUACACUCAUCACAACAGCAGCCAUCAGUGUGAGAGCGGCUCUUCUACACACACCUGUGUGUACAACUUCACCAAGAACAUCCUCAGCCUCAGUGAUACUGGAACUUACUACUGCGCUGUGGCCCUGUGUGGGAAGAUCGUAUUUGGGAACGGGACACAAGUACAGCUGGUGAGAUCUCCGGAUCCUGCAGUGAUCUUCCUCACUGUAGCUUUGGCAGUGUCUGUGGUUGUGAUCUUCGCUUUGAUCGUUGCCCUAAACCGUAAAAGGAGCACAGGUGAACAACACAGUGCGAGAUUAAAACAAGGUUCUGUGACAGACAAGACUCGCAAUCAGGACCGUGACAAAGAGGAACUGAAUUACGCUGCCUUACAUUUCAAUGAGAGGAGAACCGAAAGAGGAAGAGUCAAGAAACAACCUCAACAUAUUAUUUAUUCUGAUGUGCGAGGUCUUUCUAUAACUUAGAUUUGAUAUAUAAUAUGAUUAAGUAUUGUUAAUUCUGCUCUUUCAUGAUUUCUCAUAAUAAAAAAAUGACUAAUCAUUAAUCAAGUGACCCAAUGUACAAAUUUAUGUUGUUGAAACCUUGUAUUUUAAGAUUAUUAUUCAAAUAUGUUUUACUACAUUCUUGCUAUCAAUUUUACUUUCUUUCCUGCCCUGCUUUCGUUUGAAGUAUAAUUAUUAAUUAAGCACACAUUAUACAGGCCAUAUGUUCUCCAAAACCGUUCAAAAGCACACAAUUGUACAAAAUGUCUUUGUUGACUGUAAAUUUAAGAUUUCACUUGACUAUAACAAAGAGGUUCAAACAGUGUUCCAGCAUGACAAUGCCCCUGUGCACAAAGCCCCUAAGCUUCAUGAAGACAUGGUGUAGAGGUUAAGGUUGGAGAGGAAGAACUCGAGUGUCCUGCACAGAGCCCUGACUCUGACUCACCCCCUUUGGGAUGGAACACUGACUGCACCCCAGACCUCCUCACCGCCCCAACAUCAGUGCCUGAUCUCACUAAUGCUUUUGUUGAUGUAUGAACACAAAUCCCCACAGCCAUGCCCCAACAUCUAGAGAAAAGCCUAGAGCCCUACCCACCGCCCCC
Messenger RNA from Hemibagrus wyckioides, 1721 nucleotides. RefSeq lists its product as uncharacterized. The transcript is spliced from 6 exons. Bases 55 to 1101 code for a protein of 348 amino acids. Gene Ontology annotation, biological process: response to bacterium. Lineage: Eukaryota; Metazoa; Chordata; Actinopteri; Siluriformes; Bagridae. The record is from RefSeq and is a predicted model, not a curated record.